GGGCAAGCCGACCUGUUCCGGUUGGGAUCACCCUCUCCUACCCUUUCAGGGCUGCAGAUCUGAGGUACCAUCAGACUGGGAGAGAAGGGACCGGGCCUGCAGGGCUGAUUCUGGUUCAGAGACCCUCCCUGGUUCUCCCAAGGCAAUAUUGAGGGGGUUGCUUUGGGCCCAAGCCCCGCGCUCCUUCCAAACUCAGGCUGCCGAGCUCGUUCCUAUUUAGGCUCCCCUCGCAGGUGUCUCAGUUGGCACCUGGCGGAGGCAGCAGUAUCGGGCUGUUUGGGGUAAAGACAUAACAAGAUAUUCUCCUCUCAGCUCUAGAAUAGAAAUCUUGUUCUUUUGAUCAAAACAUACAACACGGGGUCUGCUGAUCCCGUUGUGACCUCCCGAAAUCCGAAAUCCGAAAUCAGGUUUAGGUAAGAUCCGUUAGCGCAGUGAUAGAGCCCGGUCCCAUGUUUGCUCUUUAACGAAGAACAAAGCUAAUCACCAACUUAGUGCAGGUCACGAUGCAAGGAUUUGCUGCUAAUCGUCGAAUCUGAGAGUGAGGGCGAGAAAUCCCGACUUUUGCGCUCCAUCCACUUAGAGCAGGUCCCUGGGAAAACAAAGAGCCUUGGACUAAAAGGGCUGCUUUCCUUAAUCCUCUGUUGGACGGCAGGGGGAGAUCGUAAACAAACGAAGUGCAGAAUCUCUGGCCUAAUGCCUGGGAAGGUGGUUUGUGUAUUGUUUUGUUGUUGUUCGUAGGGAGGGGCAGGAAGUUGUUUUAAGUCGGCCAAGAAUUUCAAGUUGUGGUUUUUAGAACAUGGACCUCUAAGAACAGGAUCUGGUGGAGAAGAGAUGUUUUUGGACAUCCUGCCCUUUUCUCCCACCUCUCUCAACCCGGUUUCCGCGCUCAUUCUAGGUUUUCCUCUGCUGCAGGUCCUCCUCCUCAUGGUGUACCUAGGACUCACCUAAGGCCUGGUGGCUGGACCUUGGUCUCUGCAGGUGUUGUAGCCCCUGACUGCUCUGUACUCAGCUGAGUCUGGGGCUUUCUUGGGAGUGUUGCUGUAACUAUUCAAUUGAAGUGUCUCCUUCCCCGGAGCCUCUGAUGGGAUCCAUUGUUAUUGAGAGCUGCUGAUCUAGUUCUCUUGCUUCCCUAAGCAUACAUGUUGUGACAUGGAACGUGGCUUCUGCAGCACCUCCUCUGGACCUCAGUGAUCUUCUGCAGCUGAACAAAGACAACCUGAAUCUGGACAUGUAUGUCAUUGGUUUGCAGGAAAUGAACUGUGGGAUCAUGAGCCUCCUUUCUGACACUGCCUUUGAAGACCCAUGGAGCAGUUUCUUCAUGGAUGUGCUUUCCCCUCUGAGCUUCGUCAAGGUCUCCAGUGUCCGCAUGCAGGGGCUCCUCUUACUGUUCUUUGCCAAGCAUCAGCAUUUGCCCUUUGUCCAGAUCCUCUCUACUAAAUCCACCCCCACGGGCCUCUUCGGGUACUGGGGGAACAAAGGGGGCGUCAACAUCUGCCUGAAGCUCUAUGGCUACUACAUCAGCAUCGUCAACUGCCACCUGCCCCCUCACAUGGCCAACAAUGACCAGCGGCUGGAGCACUUUGAUCGGAUCCUAGAGAUGCAAAAUUUUGAGGGACGGGAUAUCCCCAACAUCCUGGACCAUGACCUCAUUCUGUGGUUUGGAGACAUGAACUUCCGGAUUGAUGACUUUGGGCUGCAUUUUGUCCGGGAAUCCAUAAAAAAUCGGCGUUACAGUGACCUGUGGGAGAAGGAUCAGCUCAGCAUCGCCAAGAGACACGAUCCGCUGCUCCGGGAGUUCCAGGAGGGCCCCCUGCUCUUCCCACCCACCUACAAGUUUGAUAAGAACUCCAACAACUAUGACACCAGUGAGAAAAAACGCAAGCCUGCUUGGACCGACCGUAUCCUGUGGAGGUUGAAGCGGCAGCCCCAGGCCAACCCCCAAACGCAGAGGCCGCCAGCCCCCCACUUCUUCCUGUCUCUAAGGAGCUAUGUCAGCCACAUGAUGUACUGUGUCAGUGACCAUAAGCCUGUGACCAGCACCUUUGACUUGGAGCUGAAGCCUUUGGUGUCUACCCCACCGAUCACCCUGAUGCCUGAGGGGCUGUGGACCAUGGAGAACGACAUGUUGAUCAGCUACUCCUUGACCCCAGACUUUCCCAGCAGCCCCUGGGACUGGAUUGGACUAUACAAGGUGGGGCUGCGCCACAUUAAUGACUACGUGUCCUAUGUCUGGGUCAGGGACAACCAGGUCUCCUUCAGCGAUGGGCUGAGCCAGGUUUACUUCAAUACCAGCGACAUCCCUGAGACCGAGGGCCAGUUUCUCCUCUGUUACUAUAGCAACAAUCUGCAUUCUGUGGUGGGAAUAAGUAAACCCUUCAAGAUCCAGCCUGGCUCCUUCUUGGCGGAGGACCCACUGGGUGAAUCCCAACCACACAUCUGAGCCUGGAUGAGAGUGGUUCCAGGGCGGAGGCCAGAGCUGGCAGCCAGCUCUGCCCACCACUGCCAGGAGCACCAGGGGCCAGGCCCAGCCCCCAGAGGAGGUAACAGGUAUCCUCCACCUCCCAGGGGGAGCUGUAGCCACACUCCUUGGCUCUCUCCGGUCCAGAUCUCUAGAAUUGGCCCCCUAAAUACAGGUUUUUGUUGCUGAGAUAUGAGUGAAACCAACUAGUUUGUCAACACAGAAGACCUGGGACAGACCCCUGGACGUGGGAAGGACCCUCCAGCCUAUAUCUCGUUUCUCGAUUUUCCCCACACACACUCCCAGUCCUGCCCAAGCAGGCCUGCCAGGCACAUGCCCCAUCUGGCACAGGCCUGCAUUCUUGUCACGCCAUCCUGGGCCUCAGGCUGCCUGGGAGGGGGAGAUGCUCGCAUUUGCACAGGCACCAUAGACUGCUUGGCACAAGCAGCCUGGGUUCCGGGAGUCUUGGUAUCUUGUUGCCCAUCCCUCUGGGGGAUGGGCAGAAGGUGUGGGAUCCCUGCUUUUGGCAAAAGCAAUUAGACUAAGUGGGCAGGAUGAAGGGCCCCUCCACCCAGGCUCUUAGUAAGUGUUGUGGGCAGGAGCCUGACCCAUGGAGUCUGAUGCAGAAGUUCACUGUCUGAGCAAAGGAUUGGCCCCAGAUUGGCUUGUGCUGGUGGGUCAGGCUCCAUGCCCUAACCUGCCCUCCUGUGAAAGGGUUGGCAGGUGAUAGAGGAGCUGUGGCCACAGACUUUUCCAGGGGCUUUCUUGCCCAGCCGAGCUCAUCUGCUCCUUCCCACCCUCACCUGCAGUGACUGGCCAGGAACCCGCCCUCUCUAGACUGCCCUAGCACCUGAAGCAGAGGCAGGCAGAGAAGGGAGCCAGGAUCCAGUCAUUUUGGAGAAUCCGGCCUUGAGGGUCUUCUGAGAGCAUUCUCUGGGUGCUGUGUGGGCACUCAGUCCCACUCCCGCCACUUGCCUCCAGCCACUGGUGAUUCAACGGCCCUUCUCCCAGGAGAAGACACCUCAGGGAACCUGCUCUGUGACGGUCACAUCCAUCCUCUGACCUGAGACUGAGGGACACUCCAGUCACUCUGUGAUCCAUACUCCACCCUGGGAGCCGUGUGUACCAUCAAGAACUGUCCCCCGGGCUUCUAGUGGCCCAUGGCUGUGUUCUGUGUCUGUUGUAUUGGGGGAUCAUUAGAAACAUGGCUUUUA
This is a messenger RNA of Enhydra lutris kenyoni (northern sea otter), 3672 nucleotides long. RefSeq names its product inositol polyphosphate-5-phosphatase K. Gene Ontology annotation, molecular function: inositol bisphosphate phosphatase activity; phosphatidylinositol-3,4,5-trisphosphate 5-phosphatase activity; phosphatidylinositol-4,5-bisphosphate 5-phosphatase activity. The coding region runs from base 1229 to 2440 and encodes 403 amino acids. Gene Ontology annotation, biological process: negative regulation of glycogen biosynthetic process; negative regulation of phosphatidylinositol 3-kinase/protein kinase B signal transduction; negative regulation of peptidyl-serine phosphorylation. The transcript has 12 exons. Gene Ontology annotation, cellular component: endoplasmic reticulum; cytoplasm; plasma membrane. Lineage: Eukaryota; Metazoa; Chordata; Mammalia; Carnivora; Mustelidae. The record is from RefSeq and is a predicted model, not a curated record.